UCCCUGCGGGAGUGCCGGGGCGGGCCCGCCGUGACGGCUGCGGAAGAGGCGUCACAGAGAGGCGGUGCAGUCCCCCCGCGGAGGAAGGACGGGCUGCAAGAUGGCGGCGCCGGAGGAGCGGCUCGUGUCGGAGGGCGAAGGCGGCGCCCCGGGCUCGGCGCGGCUCUCCCCGGCCCCGCUGCCGGAGGCCGCCGAGCCGCUGGCGCCCAUGGAGCCGCCGCCUCAGAGCAACACGCUCAUGGGGCUGCCCAUCGUGGCUAUCGAGAGCAUCCUCAGCUUCCUGUCCUACGAUGAGACGAGCCAGCUGCGCUUGGUUUGUAAGCGCAUGGACUUGGUUUGCCAGAGAAUGUUAAAUCAGGGAUUUCUGAAAGUGGAGAGAUACCACAAUUUGUGUCAAAAGCAAGUUAAAGCUCAACUUCCAAGACGGGAGUCAGAGAGGAGAAACCAUUCCUUAGCUCGCCAUGCAGACAUCCUUGCUGCUGUGGAAACGAGGCUCUCUCUCCUAAAUAUGACUUUCAUGAAGUAUGUGGAUUCCAAUCUCUGUUGCUUCAUACCUGGAAAGGUAAUAGAUGAAAUUUAUCGAGUGCUAAGAUAUGUAAACUCUACAAGAGCUCCUCAGAGAGCUCAUGAAGUUCUUCAAGAACUAAGGGACAUUUCCUCCAUGGCUAUGGAAUAUUUUGAUGAGAAGAUUGUUCCAAUACUGAAAAGAAAGAUGCCUGGGUCAGAUGUAUCGGGACGUCUAAUAGGAACUGCCCCAGUUCCAGGGCCUUCUGCAGCGCUGACAACCAUGCAGCUGUUCUCCAAGCAGAGCCCUUCCAGGCAGGAAGUCACCAAGCUGCAGCAGCAGGUGAAAGCCAACGGCACGGGGCUGACGGCGCUGAAGCGGGAGAUCUCGGAGCUGCGCCUCAAGGUGCAGGAGCAGCAGAAGCAGCUCCAGGAUCAAGACCAGAAACUGCUUGAGCAGACCCAGAUCAUUGGGGAACAGAACGCGCGCUUGGCCGAGCUGGAGCGCAAGCUGCGCGAGGUGAUGGAGAGCACGGUGGGGAAUUCUUCGGGCUCCGGCUCAAACGAACAAUCUCCCAGGAAAAGGAGGAAGGCGGUGGAUGCCACGGACUGUCCCAGGAAAUCCAAACGCCUUCGGAACAGAAAAUAACUGCGGAGGAGACAGCGCCUUCAGGAGGAUACACUGCUCUGGUAGCCCAAGCAGGCCUGCUUGUUUGGAUACUGUGACCAGCUCAUGGUGUCACUUAGGCUGCUGGCUCUUCAAAACACCACUUAGACUUGAACAGUGAUUUUCUUUCAUUGACUUUUCCCCUGCUUUCUAUAUGGGUGGGCCUAAUGCACAGAAUCUUUAAGAUUUGCAAUAGCUACAUACUAACCAGACCUGCUCUGUUAUGUUUUGAAGGGUUAACCUUUUUUUCCGUGCAGAUGUGUUUUAAAGUAAACUUAUUUGUGUUUAUGCAUAUGUUCACAUGAAAUCUUAAAUAAAUUGUCUUAACUGACUAAAUGGUUAAGAGUAAAAACAGAUGUCCUGUUCACUUGAAGGAAAGAUCCGCAUUUAAAAACCUUGUUUUUGAGAACUUGACCUUUUUUGUUACAAGUGACCUUGUCUGGAAUGUCUGAAAAGUUGUUAAUACUUUUUGGGGUUCUCUGUAACGAGUAAAACUGACUUCUUACGCUGCAGUAUUGGCUAUAUAUUUUUGUAAACUUCCACAGAAGGGCCUUCUAUCCAGUCUUCACAUGCACACACCCUGGUCCUAGGUCUUAGGAGCCAUAUUCUGCAUUUGCAUGGAUAGAUGCAUGUACAGCUUAGUCAGCCUGCCAAAAGCACUUGCCUGAAACUGUUCCAAACUCUGGGAGAGAGCACAGAGAGCUGUCAAGCAAUUCCUUUGUUCCUCAGCCACAAGUCAGUCUCUGCUUUGGGCUGUGUGGCUGCCCCUCGCCCUGCCUGGAGGGCAGGGAUCCGUAUUUAGCCAAAGCUGGAGAGAGGAGAGGCUGCCUGUGCAUCCCUUGGGUCCUGGCCAACACCCAGCACCUGCCAGCUGUCCCUGGAGUCACCAGGCUCUGGGGACAUCACUGGAGUGAAAUGCUGUAUAUGGUAAAACUUCAGCUAUUUUGUGUGUCUGUGUUGGGGUUGGGGUGGAAAUUUCUCUGUUACACUGAUGACAAUAUUCUAAGCUUUCCUUAUCCUAAAAGGUAAAUCACUUCAGACAGAGCUUUAAUUUCUUUUGCACUUCUGUUUUGAGCUUGUAACUGGAAAAGCAUGUCUUGCACUGUUCAGUCUCUCUGGUCACUUUAACCACCUCAGAGUUGUGUACAGUGAUUAUUCCCCCCCUGCCAUCUGUAUAUUUUUGGAAUCUUAUACAAAUACCAUUGUCCUUGGUUUUGUUUUAAUGUACUAAACUAUGUAGCUUUAUAAUUUGACUUUUGUUUUCUUUUUUUAACCAGCUGCUGCUUUGUCUUUAGGUGGUUCUGAAUUCAACUUGGUAUGGCACUGAAAAUGCAAACGCUGCAUUUUGUAGCUGUUCACAACCUUGAUAUUGCUGCUGUGGGUUAAAGUGCAAGUCCAUUUUGUAUGGCUGUCAGCAUAACCUAGUGGCUGUAUUUAAAGCACCAAACAAAUCAGAGGUUGUCUGGUCAGGUGUUAUAUAAUCGUGGCAAACUGACAUUUUCUACAAUUUUUACUUCUAACACACAGUAGCUCAUAGCAGAAGUAACAUUACAAUUGUCUAAUAUUUGACAGACAUUCAGCUUUCAAAUAAACUUCUCGAGUAGUUUGAGUCUUUUCCAAAAAAAAAAGGCAUUUUUCUUAAUAAUCAACGAUAUUAUAAUCAAGAAACUGUUAAAGGAGCAUUUGCUUUUAUUGGUUUAUACAGCUCAGAAUGUUUGUUACAGGUAACUCUGUCUUGGAGAUAGAUACCUGCUAUUCAGCUUAAAAAUACUGGCAUAUACCUGAACUUCUAAAAAACAAUUUUGAGUCAAAGGGUCAGCAUGAUAGCUAGAAUUACUGUGUGAUACAAAUUCAUUGAAUGGUUAUUUGUGAUAAAAAAUUCCUGUAAUGGACUAAUUGCCAGCUACUUGUGGUUAAAUGCUUCCAAACAAGUAUAAACUUGGGAAUUUCAUUUACUGAAGGGGUUUAUUCAUACAUUUUGAAUAUUUUCACUUCAGAUUCUUUAUUAAUUUCUAGAAUAUGCAGACAAUGUCCCCCUCCCCACCAUGCCAGUGUACAAAUCAUUUCAGCUUAGUCCAGAGCAGCAUUUCUGGACAUGUUGGGGAAUCUCUGGCUGUUCUUAAACUGAGCUGGAAAACAACAGCCAAUUGUUAUGGAAGUGUUCUCUGGGAACUGUGCCAGCUUGGACCCUUCAGCUCAAGGAAGUAUCGUGUGCUCCAGGAUUGCAGGUGCAUCCUGCUCCUCCAUGUGCUGACAUUUUUCAUUCCAGUGAAAUGGAAUGAGGCCCAUGAAACUUCAGGGGGAGAGGGGAUGGUUACAAGAAAUUCCACAAUAAAGGUACACCAGUGUUUUGUGUUUCACAUCCCAGGGAGGGAAACAUCAGAUGGCUCUUGGCUGGAAUGUACACCAGAAAAAUAUACACAUGGGAAAUAAAACCAGAAUGAAAUAAUUGUUUGGACAAAAUAGCUGGAGCUUUAAUUUCUGACACCACAUUGUCCCUUGUUAAAUAAAAAGGAUAAAUUUUGCAAUAUCUGAACAAGCUGAUGAAUCACCUGAAGUAAAACUGUAUCUCUUUUCACUCUCCAUGCCUGUGCACGUUUAUGUGAGUUGGUGUAUCAGCCUGGAAGUCGUGUUGGUGGUGAUCAGUGAUUGUAUCAUCUGUUCAAGGGAGAGCCUUGAAACACUGAGACUGAGAUGCAGUUUGCAAAAUUACCUGAGAAACUGAUUUAUUUGCAUGCACUGUUCAGUUUCAGUACUUGUUUCUAGGGCUGAAAGAAAGGCCAGAGCUGUCAGGGAAAGCAAUUUUAAGUGUCUUAAUAUCUGAUUUCUUAAAAAAACUUGAAAAUACGGAGACCAGCUUUACUGCAUUUUUCAAAAUAGUACUUGCUUGGAAACUUAGCACUUGCUUAGAAAAAUAGCACUUGCUUUUUGUUUCAUAGUAAGGUUGGGGAUUUUUAAAAUGAAUUUGUGUACCUAGUGAUCAUGGUGAAAAUAAGAUCAAAAGGUACCAUAGUGGAAAACAAAUGGAACUUGGUCAGUUCCUGGUAUUCACCAUUGCAUGUUAAUGUUCAUUAAUGCUACAAAGGAUGCCUGUGUGUAACUUGUUAAUGCAAAAGGUGAGACAGAAUUGAACAGAAACUUGGUUGCUCUUCCUCAGAUCUCACAGUGAAUUGUGGGGAGCACUAGGGCUGCCAAAGGAAUUUUGAACAUCAAGAGCCCCUUGAAAAUAGGGUGAUGUAGGAUAUAGUGCAAUGUGUCUCAGCACAGGAGAGGAUUCUCUGAUUCCUUGGUGUUCCUGAUGCUUUUAGGAGGGUAAUUAGCAAAUUUCAGUGAUUGUUACUUCAUGAAUUAGUAAAUUCAGUUUGGACUGUUUUACAGCAAUAUGUCAGCUAGUUGUGAACUAUUCUGUUCAACUCAAGUUGCAUUUCUGUGCUACUGUUCACUGUACCUGGGCCAGCUUGCUUGUCCAUGUGCUCUCCACUCCUGCAGCUCUCCUGCCUGGAUCUCACCUUCCCCAAAGUCCUAGCUUUGGUUCACAUGGAAGUGAACAUUCCAGGAGUUUUGUUCAAGCUUUGUGCCAGCUGAGGACACAGUAGGUCCUGGAUCUCACUGUCUCUGGAAUGGAAAACAUCAGAUACAAACACUGUUGGCUUGCUGAACACCUAAUCUUGGAUAUGUUACACAAAAUGAUCAAAUGCAGUGAU
Messenger RNA from Zonotrichia leucophrys gambelii, 4875 nucleotides. It is a transcript of the gene FBXO28, whose product is annotated as F-box protein 28. The record is from RefSeq and is a predicted model, not a curated record. Bases 101 to 1153 code for a protein of 350 amino acids. Gene Ontology annotation, biological process: protein polyubiquitination. Lineage: Eukaryota; Metazoa; Chordata; Aves; Passeriformes; Passerellidae. Gene Ontology annotation, molecular function: protein binding. The transcript is spliced from 5 exons.